AUGGGCCUUAUAUCAUCACAGAAAGUUGUUACGCGGGCAGAAUACUACGGCCGGCGAUCAAUCUUACAGCCUGGUAAUCGCGAAUGGGUUACUGCGAUCGAAGCAAUAUGCGCUGAUGGCUUCUCGCUGCCACCCUGUAUUAUAUUCAAAGCCCAGGUUUAUAUCGCUGGUUGGUUUGAAUCAAAUCUUCCUAGGGAUUGGCGAAUUGAAAUAUCGAAUAACGGCUGGACUACCGAUGAGAUCGGCCUUCGCUGGCUUCAAAAGCUCUUUAUUCCAUACACUGCUUCGCGUGUACGAGGGCGAUUUCGGCUAUUAAUCCUUGACGGCCACGGUAGCCAUCUUACACCUCAAUUCGAUCGAAUCUGUGCCGAAAAUGAUAUCAUACCACUUUGUAUGCCUUCACAUUCGUCUCACUUACUACAGCCGCUUGAUGUUGGGUGCUUUGCAGUGCUAAAGCGUGCGUACGGUCGCUUCAAGCUUUUCAACCAAAUAUUAUUCAAAGUAGCUUCGCGGCUACUGGUAUCGUACCAGUAG
Penicillium oxalicum is the source of this 534-nucleotide messenger RNA. RefSeq lists its product as uncharacterized. The transcript has 2 exons. Gene Ontology annotation, cellular component: nucleus. The coding region runs from base 1 to 534 and encodes 177 amino acids. Gene Ontology annotation, molecular function: DNA binding. The record is from RefSeq and is a predicted model, not a curated record. Lineage: Eukaryota; Fungi; Ascomycota; Eurotiomycetes; Eurotiales; Aspergillaceae.